Messenger RNA from Populus nigra (black poplar), 1623 nucleotides. Its product is annotated as ankyrin repeat-containing protein ITN1-like. The transcript has 2 exons. The record is from RefSeq and is a predicted model, not a curated record. Lineage: Eukaryota; Viridiplantae; Streptophyta; Magnoliopsida; Malpighiales; Salicaceae. Bases 654 to 1376 code for a protein of 240 amino acids.
UGUUAGAAUGGAUCAACGAAUCAAUCUGCAGAUUCUCCUUCAAAGGGUGGCCGAUGGUGGAAAGAAUCUGGGAAAAUAAGAGGAAGCAUAAAUUUGCCUUGCGACUGGCAAAAAUGCUAAUAAAGAGUGAUGUUUCGUGGGAUCAAGAUAUUGCUGUACAGGGCCUGUAUGGAGCUAGCACUGGAUCCCCUGUCUCUGAUCCUUCGCAUCCUUUGCUUACAGCAACAAAAACAGGAAUACUAGAGGUUGUUUAUGAAAUGCUCAUAGAGAAGCCUCAUUUGCUUGAUCUUCUUGACAAAGAAGGGAAGAACAUAUUGCAUGUAGCUAUAAAGUACAGACGCAAGGAUAUUUUCCAUCUUAUAAAGAGUAACCGGAUAAUAUCGAACAGGAUGAGCUAUGGAAUUGGCAAAGAUGGCUACACGUUGUUGCACCAAGUAGCAGACAACAAGCAUUACUCUGUAGGAAGCACGCAUGGUCCUGCACCACAAUUACACGAAGAGUUAAAAUGGUUCACAGUAAGCCCCUUUCGUACAGUAUCUUUAGAUCAUUGUAUUAUAUUAUUUUAACCUACCAAGAUAAAUUGGAAUUAUCCUAGGUGAUUUAUAAUUGAAUCCCAAUUUCGUGUAACUUUUCAUUUUGAGGAGUUUGCUGUCAUGUUCUCCUUCUGUAUGCAGCGUGUCGAGAAGCUCAUCCCUUCUUAUUAUGCCAAGCUCCGCGACUCUGAGCAGAAAAUGACUGCAGAGGAGCUCUUCAAAGAUAUGCACAAAGACCAACUCCUGGCCGCAAAACAAUGGGCCAAGGAAACUUCUCAGUCAUGCUCAGCUGUAGCUGUUCUUAUUGCCACCAUUGUCUUUGCUGCUGCCUACACUGUACCUGGUGGUUCAAAUGAUAAGGGCAUCCCAAUUUUCCUCCACAAAAACUUUUUUUUGUUUUUCACCAUCAUGGAUGUUAUCGCCUUAGCAAGCUCCUUGACCUCAGUUGUGAUGUUCCUCUCUAUCCUCACUUCUUCUUUUGAUUACGAAGAUUUUCGUUACUCGAUCCCUCGAAAACUGACUUUUGGAUUCACUUUACUCUUCUUCUCCGUGAUGGCGACCAUGCUUGCUUUCGCUGCCACCAUUUUGCUCAUCGUUCAAUCAGGGAAACAAUUGACAGCAGGUUUGAUUUCAAUUGCCGCGUUUUUUCCCGUCUCCGUGUUUGCAAUGAUGCAGUUCCGUUUCUAUGCUGCAUUCAUGCAUUCCACGAAGGGCAUCCGUAAGGCAAUGAGGAGGUCCCUCCCUCGGUUUGGUGCCCCUUUACUGUUUCGCAAGAGAAAGCAGUGUCGAUAUUUAUUUCCGAAAAAGCAAGUUUUAGAAUCAGAUUAUUACUCUGGAUUUUGAUUUUAAGGUGUGGAUAUUAGUGCCAGUUCAUACCAACAACUAUGUGAGAGAGUAUUAGCAGCUGAUACUCUUUAUCACACGGUCCUACUUAUCAAUCACCUGUUAUAGUCUACCUGCAAUUCCACUGAAUCUCUAGUGGCUGUGUUUACUGAAGAUUCCUUCGUCAACAUCUACGUGAGGCCAACAACGUGGUCAAUUCACUUGCUAUCUUCUUUUGGUUAAUAAAUUGAAUCUACUGUUCUGUUUU